Molecule: messenger RNA, 2693 nt
Organism: Peromyscus californicus insignis
Lineage: Eukaryota; Metazoa; Chordata; Mammalia; Rodentia; Cricetidae
Product: fatty acid hydroxylase domain-containing protein 2-like
Exons: 8
Coding region: 9-1040 (343 amino acids)
Biological process (GO): sterol biosynthetic process
Molecular function (GO): iron ion binding; C-4 methylsterol oxidase activity
Source: RefSeq, a predicted model, not a curated record
GAGGAGACAUGGAAAGCCCAAGACAUCAUGGGAAGUCCAACCAGGAAGGACACAUCUGGGGCUCCAUGAGGAGGACAGCUCUCAUCCUGGGCUCUGGGCUGCUCUUGUCUGUAGCCUUCUGGAACUCAGUCACAUGGCAUCUUCAGAGGUUUUGGGGUGCUUCUGGCUACUUUUGGCAGACCCAGUGGGAGAAACUGCUGUCUACAUUUGAAGGCAACGAGUGGAUGCUGUUCCUUAUAGGUGCUGCCCUGGUGCCUGGGCUCUGCUUCUGGGGCUUCAAUGGCCUCCUGCUGGUGGUGGACACCACAGGAAAACCCACCUUCAUCUCCUGUUACCGCAUCCAACUGGGCAAGAAUGAGCCGGUGGACCCCGUGAAGCUGCGUCAGUCUAUCCGCACAGCUGUUUUCAACCAGACUAUGAUCUCUCUUCCCAUGCUGGUCAUCUUCUACCCUUUCUUCAAGUGGAGGGGAGACCCCUGCUGCCGAGACCUGCCCACCUUCCACUGGUUCCUCGUGGAGCUGGCCCUUUUCACCCUCAUGGGGGAAAUCUUGUUCUACUACUCACAUCGGCUCCUUCACCACCCAACGUUGUACAAGAAAAUUCACAAGAAACAUCAUGAAUGGACAGCACCCAUUGGUGUGAUCUCACUCUAUGCCCACCCUAUUGAACACGUGGUUUCCAACAUGUUGCCAGUUAUGGUGGGUCCUCUAGCAAUGGGCUCUCACCUGUCCUCCAUCACUGUGUGGUUGUCCUUGGCCCUCAUCAUCACCACUAUCUCCCACUGUGGCUACCACCUGCCUUUCCUGCCCUCACCUGAGUUCCACGACUACCACCACCUCAAGUUCAACCAGUGCUAUGGGGUGCUGGGGGUGCUGGAUCACCUGCAUGGGACUGACAUCAUGUUUAAGCAGACCAAGGCCUACGAGAGACAUGUCCUCCUGCUGGGCUUCACCCCACUUUCAGAGAGCAUCCCUGAUCCUCCAAAGAAGAUGGAGAGUAGUAGUCUGCUUGGACCAUCCAGAGUGUUUCCUCACAAGUAGGAGGUGUGGAGACUGCCUGGGGGCCAUGCCGCCCUUAACAACUUGCCUCCUUUGGCCACCAUACUCUGAGGACUGUACCAUUAGGGUAAAGGGAAUGCAUGCUUCCUGUCGGGACAAGGCCAUGGUAUGAUCUGGGCUUCUCUCAAACUACUUCUCAUGUUCGUUAGGACCAGGAGUUGACUUAGGAAAGAAGAACUAGCUAUUUGGGCUGGAGGCCAUCCAAUGGAGAAAAGUCACUGAGAGCCUGGGGGAAGCCUUGGUCCUCGGCUCCAAUACCCCAAAGAGCUAGCUCCCCUGAGGCCUAGGUUGGAUACGGAGAAUGGGGUGAUAGUGGGACUGGAGGCUUCCUGGCUCCACACACUUCUUUCACACCCAUAGCCAGGGCACCCUGUGGUAGUCACAGGCCACAUGUGUUGACAUGCUAGAUGUGGUCCCUGCUUCCUACCAAGAAAGCCUGGGUGACUUUUGCCCUCCAAAGAUACAAACCCUUCAGAAGAAACAAUGACAGGCCACAAGAUUUUCUCGGUAUGACGUGCAUGAUUUUAAUCCCAGCCCUCGGGAGGCAGAGGCAUGUGGAUCUCUGUGAGUUCGAGGCCAGCCUGGUCUACAAAGUGAGUUCCAGGAAAGGCACAAAGCUACACAGAGAAACUUUGUCUCGAAAAACAAUAACAAAAUAAAACAAAAAUUAAGCAUUUGAAACACCAUAGGGUGACCCCAGCUUUGCACACUCCAGACACUGAUUUCAAAAACACAAGACCUUGCAGAUUGCUGCUCUGCCAGCCAGGCUCCCUGGUAAGGGAUGUCAGGCUUUGUGGGCUCAGCAUUACCACCCCCACUGAAGCCCCCUGGUGUGGGUGUGCCUGUCACCUCAUCAUGAGCCCACAGCCACACUGGCUGCAGUGGUCGCCAUCUGGGCAGGCUGUCAGAGGAGCUACCUGGGAUGAGAGGAUUUGGUCUCUAUGUGUCAUCCUGAGUGUUUCAGCUGCUCAUCAUCUAGAUAUUCUAAACUGUCAAAAAGGUGUGCCUGUGUGUGUGUGUGUGUGUGUGUGUGUGUGUGUGUGUGUGUGUCCACCCUCUAGGGCACACACUCAGACAAAAUGCAUGUGUGUGUAUCUGUGCACUCCUGCAGAGAUCAGAAGACACCAGUAUCCUUGUAGUUGGAGUUACAGAUGUUUGUAGGACACCUGGCUCACUAUAUGGUUCUGGGAUUAAAACUCCAGUUCUCAUGUAUGGUGAUAUUUUAUUCGUGCUAAAAUGUAAUUUUAUUUGUAUGUUAAUAAGUAAAGUUGCCUGGUGGUCAGAGCUAAUAGCAAGCCAAUUAGCAGAAGUCUGGCACUGGUAGCACAUGCCCUUAAUCCCAAUCACAUGGCAGGCAGAGUCUGUGUGUUCAAGGACAUAGCCAGCAUGGAGAUACAGGCCUUUAAUCUCAAUACCAACCAUAGAGACCUGGAAGUCUAUAUAGACAGACAGUUAUAAGGAGAUCAUGUGGUUGAGUUUAGAACCAAUGAGAAAGCAGAACAGAAAGUCAAUAAAAAAUACAGACACACAGGAAGUAGGUCUCUUUCUCAGGGAAGAAUGGUAGUGGCAGAAGGUGGUAAGAAGGUGGUCUCAGUUCUUGGCUACUGCUCUCUGAUCUCUGGGCUUUUAACUCUG